AUGUUUUCCAGACUUAAAAUAAAUCACUCCAUGAGAUGGUAUAGAUUCUAUAGUACACUCGAUUCACAUUCCCUAAAAUUGCAGAGUGGUUCGAAAUUUGUAAAAAUAAAGCAAGUAAGUGGCUUGAGGGGUAGCUCAUCAGCAGAUUUUGUGUCUCCACCAAAUUCUAAAUUACAAUCUUUAAUUUGGCAAAACCCUUUACAAAAUGUUUAUAUAACUAAAAAACCCUGGACUCCAUCUACAAGAGAGGCAAUGGUUGAAUUCAUAACACAUUUACAUGAGUCCUAUCCCGAAGUAAACGUUAUUGUUCAACCUGAUGUUGCAGAAGAGAUUUCUCAGGAUUUCAAGUCUCCGUUGGAAAAUGAUCCCAACAGACCGCAUAUACUUUAUACUGGACCUGAACAAGAUAUAGUAAACAGGACAGAUUUACUUGUCACAUUGGGAGGGGAUGGUACCAUUUUACACGGUGUAUCAAUGUUCGGAAACACACAAGUUCCUCCAGUCUUAGCAUUUGCUCUUGGAACACUGGGGUUUCUCUUACCGUUUGAUUUCAAAGAGCAUAAAAAAGUCUUUCAAGAGGUAAUCAGCUCUAGAGCUAAAUGUUUGCAUAGGACACGACUAGAAUGCCACUUGAAAAAGAAGGAUAGUAACUCAUCUAUUGUGACUCAUGCUAUGAAUGACAUAUUUUUACAUAGAGGUAAUUCCCCCCAUCUCACCAACUUGGAUAUUUUUAUUGAUGGAGAGUUUUUGACAAGAACGACAGCUGACGGCGUGGCGUUAGCUACACCAACAGGCUCUACAGCAUAUUCAUUAUCAGCGGGAGGAUCUAUUGUCUCUCCGUUGGUGCCUGCUAUUCUAAUGACACCAAUUUGUCCACGCUCUUUGUCGUUCCGACCAUUGAUUUUGCCUCAUUCAUCCCACAUUAGAAUAAAAAUAGGUUCCAAAUUGAAUCAAAAACCAAUUAAUAGUGUGGUAAAACUAUCCGUUGAUGGUAUUCCUCAACAAGAUUUAGAUGUUGGUGAUGAAAUUCACGUUAUAAAUGAGGUUGGUACCAUAUACAUAGAUGGAACUCAACUUCCAACCACAAGGAAACCCCAAUCUGACUUCAAUAAUUCGAAAAAACCGAAGAGAUCUGGAAUUUAUUGCGUAGCUAAGACAGAGAAUGAUUGGAUUAGAGGAAUCAAUGAACUUUUAGGCUUCAAUUCCAGCUUUAGACUGACCAAAAGGAAGAGUGACAAUGAUUAA
Saccharomyces mikatae IFO 1815 is the source of this 1245-nucleotide messenger RNA. RefSeq names its product NADH kinase (gene POS5). The record is from RefSeq and is a predicted model, not a curated record. Gene Ontology annotation, molecular function: NAD+ kinase activity. The transcript has a single exon. Bases 1 to 1245 code for a protein of 414 amino acids. NCBI's taxonomy places the organism in Eukaryota, Fungi, Ascomycota, Saccharomycetes, Saccharomycetales, Saccharomycetaceae. Gene Ontology annotation, biological process: NADP+ biosynthetic process; NAD+ metabolic process.